Fulmarus glacialis (Northern fulmar) is the source of this 1034-nucleotide messenger RNA. RefSeq names its product serine/threonine-protein kinase 38-like. Gene Ontology annotation, biological process: intracellular signal transduction; peptidyl-serine phosphorylation. The record is from RefSeq and is a predicted model, not a curated record. NCBI's taxonomy places the organism in Eukaryota, Metazoa, Chordata, Aves, Procellariiformes, Procellariidae. Gene Ontology annotation, molecular function: protein serine/threonine kinase activity; ATP binding. The transcript is spliced from 10 exons. The annotation marks the transcript as partial.
AUGGCACCAGCUGGAGGAGCCCGGGGACCAGUGAGCCCUGGCCUGGGCAGGACACUGGGAGGAAAUGAUGGCGAAUCCAGGGGGGUAGAGCAGAAGAAGCUAGAAGUGGCUAUGGAAGAGGAAGGCCUCGCAGACGAGGAGAAAAAACUGCGCAGGUCACAACAUGCUCGCAAAGAAACAGAAUUUCUGCGCCUGAAGAGGACUAGACUUGGCUUGGAUGACUUUGAAUCUUUGAAAGUUAUAGGAAGAGGAGCAUUUGGGGAGGUACGCCUCGUUCAAAAGAAGGAUACAGGUCAUAUUUAUGCAAUGAAGAUACUAAGAAAAGCAGAUAUGCUGGAGAAAGAGCAGGUGGCCCAUAUCCGAGCAGAAAGAGAUAUUUUGGUUGAAGCAGAUGGAGCCUGGGUAGUGAAAAUGUUUUACAGCUUUCAGGAUAAAAGAAAUCUUUACCUGAUCAUGGAGUUCUUACCUGGAGGUGACAUGAUGACCUUACUAAUGAAGAAAGACACCUUAUCAGAAGAGGAGACACAGUUUUACAUUUCUGAAACUGUGCUGGCCAUAGAUGCUAUUCACCAGCUGGGAUUCAUCCACAGAGAUAUUAAACCAGAUAACCUUCUGCUGGAUGCUAAGGGUCAUGUAAAACUGUCUGAUUUUGGGCUAUGCACAGGUUUAAAGAAAGCUCACAGAACAGAGUUUUACAGGAACCUGACACACAACCCGCCAAGUGACUUCUCAUUUCAGAAUAUGAACUCAAAGAGAAAAGCAGAAACAUGGAAGAAGAACAGGCGACAGCUGGCAUAUUCUACUGUUGGAACCCCAGACUAUAUUGCACCAGAAGUAUUUAUGCAGACUGGGUACAACAAGCUGUGUGACUGGUGGUCUUUGGGAGUGAUUAUGUAUGAAAUGCUAAUAGGGUAUCCACCUUUCUGCUCAGAAACGCCACAAGAAACUUAUAGGAAAGUUAUGAACUGGAAAGAAACAUUGGUAUUUCCUCCAGAGGUGCCCAUUUCGGAGAAAGCAAAGGAUUUAAUUCUAAG